AUGCAUCUUAAGGAACAGAACCAAAGUAACCAGUCUUCUCUCACACACUUUAUUCUGUUGGGAUUCUCAGAGGCUCAUGAGAUACAGAUUCUGCUUUUCACUGCGUUCCUUGUUUACUACCUGGUAGCAGUUGGAGGAAAUCUUCUCAUCAUCUCUACAGUAGCUACUGACCACCACUUACAUAAUCCCAUGUAUUUUUUUCUGAUGAACUUGGCCAUACAGGAUAUAGGAGAACUUUCAGUUAUUUUCCCCAAAUCCAUAGCAAAUUCCAUCCUGGAUAGUAGACAGAUUUCUUACUCUGGAUGUGUGGCUCAAGUACUUUUCUACGUCUUCUUCGUAGCCGCUGAUUUCUCUCUUCUCACAGUUAUGGCGUACGAUCGGUAUGUUGCGAUUUGCAAUCCAUUACAAUAUGAGAUGUUGAUGAACAAGCAAGCCUGCCUUCAAAUGACUGCUAUUGUCUGGAUCACUAGCUUCCUUUAUGGAGUAUUACACACUGGAGGUACCUUUGCAGCCCCAUUUUGUUCCAAUGUUGUCAAUCAAUUUUUCUGUGAAAUACCUGCUUUAUUAAAGCUCACCUGCUCCAACUUUUACUUACUUGAAUUUCGACUUGUUUUGUUGGGUGCUGCUGUUUUAGUAGGGUGUUUUAUUUUCAUUAUUGUGACUUACGUAUGCAUCUUUAAUGCGGUGCUAAAAAUUCCCUCCAUGCAGGGAAGGCAGAAGGUUUUCUCAACUUGCCUUCCCCACCUCAUUGUGGUUUCUGUAUUUAUAUCUGUAGGAUGUCUUGUAUAUAUCAAACCAUCUUCUAAUUCUCCAUCAUACCCAGAUUUGGCAUUUACUGUUUUGUAUUCCAUGGUUCCCCCUUUAAUGAACCCAAUAAUUUACAGUAUGAAAAACAAGGAAAUAAAAAAGUCUCUCUCUAAGAUUUUACUUCUAAAAUAA
This is a messenger RNA of Pogona vitticeps (central bearded dragon), 939 nucleotides long. Its product is annotated as olfactory receptor 14A16-like. The record is from RefSeq and is a predicted model, not a curated record. Gene Ontology annotation, molecular function: olfactory receptor activity; G protein-coupled receptor activity. Gene Ontology annotation, cellular component: membrane. Gene Ontology annotation, biological process: G protein-coupled receptor signaling pathway. NCBI's taxonomy places the organism in Eukaryota, Metazoa, Chordata, Lepidosauria, Squamata, Agamidae.